Messenger RNA from Acanthisitta chloris (rifleman), 638 nucleotides. It is a transcript of the gene MRPL22, whose product is annotated as mitochondrial ribosomal protein L22. Gene Ontology annotation, cellular component: mitochondrial large ribosomal subunit; ribosome. Gene Ontology annotation, biological process: ribosome assembly; translation. The transcript has 5 exons. Gene Ontology annotation, molecular function: structural constituent of ribosome. Lineage: Eukaryota; Metazoa; Chordata; Aves; Passeriformes; Acanthisittidae. The record is from RefSeq and is a predicted model, not a curated record. The annotation marks the transcript as partial.
GUGGCUGGCAUCCAGUAGCCUUUUCCCUCUGUCAUGCAUUCACACAAGAGCAUCUCUGCAGAAAAUUGGGAAGUGGGAGAAGAAGAACAGGGUGGUUUACCCUCCACAGCUGCCUGGAGAGCCUCGCAGACCUGCUGAAAUAUAUCACUGUCGGAGGGAAAUAAAAUACAGCAAAGAUAAGAUGUGGUACCUGGCAAAACUGGUAAAAGGAAUGUCCAUUGAUGAGGCUCUCGCUCAGUUGGAAUUUAAUGACAAAAAGGGAGCAAAGGUGAUCAGAGAGGUCCUGUUAGAAGCACAGGAAUUGGCUGUAAGAAAGCACAACGUGGAAUUCAAAUCAAAUUUACAUAUAGCUGAGUCCCUGACGGGCAGAGGUCGCUAUGUGAAGAGGAUUCGUUACCAUGGCAAAGGAAUGUUUGGCAUCAUGAAGAUCUCCAGGUGCCACUACUUUGUGAAGCUGGUGGAAGGUCCUCCUCCUCCUCCAGAGCCACCAAGGACUGGCUUUGACCAAGCAAAAGAAUAUGUGCAGCAGCUGAGGAACAGGACCCUUGUUCAUACACUGUGACAAGCUUUUGUGACUAUAUGUGCUGCUUCUUGUUUGACAAUGUAAUUAUGUAAAAUAAUGAUUAAAAUAAUGCUUU